AUGGAGAUGAAUUACAGACCUAUCAAGCCUGCUCCCCCGUUGGAUGGGAGACAUCGAGUGGACAAAUCAUCUCGAUCAGCACAGAAAAGACCACCGGCAACCAAGACGGCUUGCUGGGCAUGUCGAAAGCGAAAAGCCAAGUGUGACGGACAGCGACCAGCAUGUGCAAACUGCAUCAAGUCAACCAGAGAAUGCGUCUACGACACCAAGAUGAGGGACUCAAACACAAGAGCGCUGCAGCUCGCCAACCAGGAGCUCCGGGAGCAGCUGGAUGCUUCAAACCUGCUUUUGAGACAGCUAGCGUCAGGCGCUCCAGAAGUCCGAGGUCCUAUUCUCGACUUUUUGGCUGGCAACAAGCAGCCCCAGGAGAUUAUUCGGGCGCUGAGGAUCGAUCAUAGCCUUGGGCUUCGACCCAAGUCGACAGAGCGGCGGCAAGGUACGUCACGCUUGCAGAUACCCAUGCCUUGCUUUUCAUCAUUUACCAAGAUUCUCACACCAACUUGCAAGACAAGAUCGUUUAUCGAUUGCUGGACUCACAAACUCCGGACUCGGCGAGUCUUUACACGAUGGGGAAUGCUACUGGAUGGGCCUUCCUCUCUCGAACCUGUGGCAUCUACCUUGACUCUUCCCGCGAACACCCUCACGAUUCAUUCGUAUUUACAAAGUCCAGCUCUAUUUCCCGAAGCAUCUAUAACCAAAAGAGAGGCUCUCUUGUUUUUCUUGCCAUUGUUCAAUCGCCUAGACUAUCUCCUAGGUGCUCCCCUCGAUAAUCACGACGCUAAACAGGACCCUGUCAAAAACAAAGAUCCGAUGAUUCAUUAUGCCUCUUCCAGAGAAGCUUAUUCAGUGGCAGCACCUUUUCAUCUUCUUGACUCUUAUAAUUCCUACCCAUCUUCCAUCUCUGACCAGCUAGCUGAUCUCGGCGAACCGAGACUACCCGUGCAAACCGGUCAAAGUCUAGCUGCCUUUCUCAGAAUCCAUUCCAACUAUGGAAAUUCAUUUGGAAAUCUUCCCCUCUCCAGCAGUAUCAGAGCGAACAACUACCCUCCGGACGUUCAAGAUGUUCAGCUCCGAAAUUUCACGGUGCCUAUAUGGGCUGUGACGACACUGAAUACGCUCCCUGACCCAGGUGGCCUCCGAGAAGCGUUUACCAGUGUAUACAACGAGGCCACGAGGCUACUCCAAGAAGGCUCCGACCUCGAAAGGGUGGUCAGGGCACAUCCCGAGAUAGCGGCAUUAUUCGACCAAGAGGAAUUUGACAAGUCUAGCUUUCUCUCGAGGUGGGCUGCGCAGAUGGUACAUAGCGUCAAGCUGAAAGGAUAUGACUUUACUUGUUUUGCGUCAAUGUGCAUCUUCUGGUACCUCAUGCGGUGGAUGAUCAGUCCAUCCCCUGAGACAUAUGCCGCCAUGCCGGAAUGGAUUAGACCAACGCCAAACCAACUUUUCAUACCUCAUAUUAAUAUGGUCGACUUCGCCAUCUGGCCAGCUUUUCGAGAGCUUGUGGUUCAGCUACCUUCUAUGCAAGAACACAUGGAGUGGCUGAUUGACUUGUCCAAUUCGAUCCAGUGCGAGUGGCCAUAUGAGCUCGAUCAAGCACUAUGCAAAGACGAAGUCACUGGAGGUAUUGAUCUUGUUGACUUGGCCAAGGUAUGA
Fusarium vanettenii 77-13-4 is the source of this 1653-nucleotide messenger RNA. RefSeq lists its product as uncharacterized. NCBI's taxonomy places the organism in Eukaryota, Fungi, Ascomycota, Sordariomycetes, Hypocreales, Nectriaceae. Gene Ontology annotation, biological process: regulation of DNA-templated transcription. The coding region runs from base 1 to 1653 and encodes 550 amino acids. The transcript is spliced from 5 exons. Gene Ontology annotation, molecular function: zinc ion binding; DNA-binding transcription factor activity, RNA polymerase II-specific. The record is from RefSeq and is a predicted model, not a curated record.